Messenger RNA from Ilex paraguariensis (yerba mate), 1306 nucleotides. The record is from the annotation of a GenBank genome assembly. Lineage: Eukaryota; Viridiplantae; Streptophyta; Magnoliopsida; Aquifoliales; Aquifoliaceae.
UAGUUGUGUACAGUAGUACGAUAAGGAAGAUUAUUAGUGAGGCAGUCUAUUAACUCUUACUAUUCCUUAUCUAUCUUAAGCCCUUCUUUCUACCACAUCUGGACCUAGAAUCCAAAUUUUCUUUGAGACAAGCCUUCUUCCGUAGAUGGACACAAAACGAUUUCCUUUACUUAUUAAGAUUAUGAUUGAACUGUCACUUAAGGUACUUGUCCACCAGACACAUCCUUCCCGUCCCUCUCGGGGUGCUUCUUCUAUCCCCCUUUUCUGGCGUCCCCUCGGACCAAGAGACGUGACCGGAUGGUAUGGGCCUUGCUUGAGUCCUUCCACUCGCCCUCACUGGCCUUACGAACCUCCCCGUAUGGCUGUGCUUUCGUCUUCUCCCUCUGGUAACGGAGUGGUUUUACAACUUGAAACAGUACCCUCUGAGACAAAUCAGUCAGGUGGGGUAGUAGGCUAGGCCUACGAACGAGGCCGGUAAGUGGGCAAAGAUGCUUGCUUUGGGAAUGAGAAAGAAAAAUGCAGCAUGAUAUGAUGUUAUACGUGCGUACGUACCAUUCCUUAUCUAUGGUCAACAACUCUACUAAAUGAGUACGAGUACUUUGUUGAAUCAGAAGAACUGAACUAGCACAAAAGUCUUCCAACUCCCUAGUCCUUACCCCUCUCUAUUACUAUGUUCGAGUACUCAGUGCAUAUUAUUCGAACUCAGCCCACGAAUUAGGGGUCCUCCCUUCCGCUCGGGAUCACUUCAGUCUCGUUCCCUAUUAGAUCAAAUCCCCUUAAAAGGCAUCGAACUGAACUUGUAGAGUGAGACCCGUGCUCGAUAUGGUUCAUUUCAGUGCUUUUUCUCUCGGUAUGCUUCACCACAUCCCUGUACUCACCUUGGUACGGUUCUUCGCUCGGCGCUUAGCUCAUUUUUUGACCCCGGAUAUCAAACCUUAGGGCAUUACUCAGAGAAAGACAAAACCAAACUAAACAAACAAGCUCGGCUGGCUCAUCAAUGGUUCGUAGGAGGAGUAGAGUGAUUAGCGGGAAUUGGAGAUGACUCGUUCGCUAAAGUCCUAUCUGCCUGCCUGUUGAUUCAGUACAUUCCUAUCCCCUUAGGAAGUUUGAUCCAUCUUCCUCACCUCUAAUGGUUGGUAUUGAGCAGCCAGGUGGGGGUUAGAAUGGGAUCUAUUCAUUGAUUGACUUUGACUAUUCGACAAGCCUAGCCUAUCAUGUUGGCACCAAAUGAGGCUUAUAGGUUGAUUCUCGCAAUCCACAUAUACAAAAGAGAUAAGGGCGGGAGACUUUUUUCCUCUUGUCUUAA